AUGGAAAUUCCUGAGAUGAACAAAUGUUUGUCAAAGUUCUAUGUUUCUGCCAGGAAAAAAGAUGGCUCAAACUACAAGAAAACAAGCUUGAUAUCAAUCUGGGCAGCCUUGGAUCGCCAUCUUCGGUCAGAACCCCACAAUAAAACAUUUUCAAUUUGUGACGCCGUUGUGUUUAAUGAAGCAAAUAAAACAUUACAUGCGUACCUGAAGCACCUCAUUGGUAGUGGUAAAAUUGCAGGAACAGUGCACAAAAAUCCCUUGACUGCUGAAGCCGUACAACAGCUCUUCGAGAAAGGCGAACUAGCCAGCGCUGAAACAAGUAAUCCUCGCGGUUUGAUGCAAACAGUUUGGUUCUAUAUUUCCCCGUAUUUUGGCAAACGAGGUUGUGAAAACCAGAGUGCUUUGAAGAAAUCCAUGCUACAUCUUUGCAUCACAAAUGGUGGAGACGAAUACUUCGAGCUCAACAAAGACGAACCCGGAACGGUACUGUCUAGCAAAAAUCACACUGGCGGCUUCGAAGGCACCGAAGACCACUCGGAUGGCAAGAUUUUCGCCAUAUCAAAUUUGCCAAGAUGUCCAGUGAAGACCAUCAAAGCGUACCUCAGUCAUCUUAACCCAAAGAUUGAUAAUCUAUUUCAGCGGCCAAAAGAUCUCACAGCCAAGUUUAACCCAAACCAAGCCACGAUUUGGUACGAGCAGAAGGCAAUUGGUCAUAACACGCUUGACAACAUGUUGAGAAAUAUGUGUGAAAGGGCUGUCAUCUUGCCGUAUUACACCAACCACUCGCUUCGAGCCACAACGGUCACUAUCCUGUCGUCCAACAACGUCGAAACGCGGAAAAUUAAAGCGGUAACUGGCCACAGAAGCGACACAAGUAUAGAAAGUUAUUGUGAAAGGUCAACUCUGAACCAAUUCAAACACAUGUAUUAA
Molecule: messenger RNA, 930 nt
Organism: Dendronephthya gigantea
Lineage: Eukaryota; Metazoa; Cnidaria; Anthozoa; Malacalcyonacea; Nephtheidae
Exons: 1
Coding region: 1-930 (309 amino acids)
Biological process (GO): DNA recombination; DNA integration
Molecular function (GO): DNA binding
Source: RefSeq, a predicted model, not a curated record